This is a messenger RNA of Spinacia oleracea (spinach), 2671 nucleotides long. Its product is annotated as beta-amyrin synthase. Gene Ontology annotation, molecular function: beta-amyrin synthase activity. NCBI's taxonomy places the organism in Eukaryota, Viridiplantae, Streptophyta, Magnoliopsida, Caryophyllales, Amaranthaceae. The record is from RefSeq and is a predicted model, not a curated record. The coding region runs from base 210 to 2501 and encodes 763 amino acids. Gene Ontology annotation, biological process: triterpenoid biosynthetic process. The transcript is spliced from 17 exons. Gene Ontology annotation, cellular component: lipid droplet.
UUUAUAUAAACACGUAUCUCAAAACUUCCAAACAUAUAUCUCUAGCUUUUCAUCAUCUAUAUACAGUAUACUCAUUGCGUUUUGAGCUGAUCAAUCAGCUAACAGUAACACUGCCAACUUAUUUGAUUCAGAAACCGUUGCACACAAUUUCAGAAGUGCAUAAUUUUUUAUAAUUUUGGUCAGUAAAUUUUCUACACGUACGACUAAAAAUGUGGAGGUUGAAGGUUGGAGAAGGGGCUAAUGACCCAUACUUAUAUAGCACUAAUAACUUUGUUGGGCGUCAAACUUGGGAGUUUGAUCCUAACUAUGGCACCCCUGAGGAUAUUCAAGAGGUCGAAGAUGCUCGCCGCGAUUUUUACAAUAAUCGGUUUAAAGUGAAGCCUUGUAACGAUCUCUUAUGGCGUUUUCAGUUCUUAAGAGAGAAAAACUUCAAGCAAACCAUACCUCAAGUGAAGGUGGGUGACGGGGAGGAGAUCACAUAUGAGACCGCCUCGACGACAUUAAAGAGAGCGGUGAAUAUUUUCACAGCCUUGCAGUCUGAACAUGGCCAUUGGCCGGCUGAAAUUGCUGGCCCUCAGUUCUUCCUUCCUCCUUUGGUAUUUUGCUUAUACAUUACAGGAGAUCUUAACUCUGUUUUCGGACCAGAACAUCGUAGAGAAAUUCUUCGCAGCAUCUACUAUCACCAGAACGAAGAUGGAGGUUGGGGAUUACAUAUUGAAGGACAUAGCACCAUGUUCUGUACCGCACUGAAUUACAUAUGUUUACGAAUGCUUGGAAUAGGACCUGAUGAAGGUGAUGACAACGCGUGCCCUAGAGCGCGUAAAUGGAUUCUCGACCAUGGUAGCGUUACACAUAUCCCUUCUUGGGGUAAAACUUGGUUAUCUAUACUGGGCCUGUUCGAUUGGUCUGGAAGUAACCCAAUGCCACCUGAGUUCUGGAUCCUUCCUACUUUUCUCCCUAUGCAUCCAGCAAAAAUGUGGUGCUACUGUCGAAUGGUGUAUAUGCCAAUGUCAUACUUGUAUGGGAAGAGAUUCGUAGGUCCAAUCACACCUCUCAUUAAACAACUUAGGGAAGAACUCUACAACGAACCCUUUGAACAAAUUAGUUGGAAGAAAAUGCGACAUUUGUGUGCACCGGAGGAUCUCUACUAUCCUCAUCCAUUGAUUCAAGACUUGAUGUGGGACGCUCUUUACCUUUUUACGGAACCUCUCCUGACCCGUUGGCCUUUCAACAAGUUGAUACGAAAGAAAGCAUUAGAGGUUACAAUGGAACACAUACAUUAUGAAGAUGAGAACAGUCGUUACAUAACAAUUGGAUGUGUCGAGAAGGUUUUAUGUAUGUUAGCCUGUUGGGUGGAAGACCCUAAAGGGGAUCAUUACAAGAAACAUCUUGCAAGAGUACAAGAUUACAUUUGGAUUGCUGAAGAUGGAUUGAAAAUGCAGAGUUUUGGAAGUCAACAAUGGGAUUGUGGGUUUUCAGUACAGGCAUUAUUAGCUUCUAAUCUUAGUCUCGACGAAAUUGGACCUGCUCUUAAGAAAGGCCAUUUCUUCAUUAAGGAGUCACAGGUGAAGGACAAUCCAUCCGGCGACUUCAAAGCUAUGCAUCGCCAUAUCUCAAAGGGAUCGUGGACUUUCUCCGACCAAGAUCAUGGUUGGCAAGUCUCCGAUUGCACUGCCGAAGGCCUUAAGUGUUGUCUAAUCUUAUCAACAAUGCCCCCGGAAAUUGUUGGAGAAAAGAUGGACCCUGAACGCCUUUAUGAUUCUGUCAAUGUCUUGCUUUCUCUACAGAGUAAUAAAGGAGGGCUAGCUGCCUGGGAACCAGCAGGGGCUCAAGAAUGGUUGGAGGUCCUAAACCCAACAGAAUUCUUUGAAGACAUUGUGAUUGAACAUGAGUAUGUAGAGUGUACGGCUUCAGCAAUUCAAGCUUUAAUAAUGUUCAAGAAGUUAUACCCAGGACACAGGAAAAAAGAGAUUGAAAAUUUUGUAGUAAACGCAGUCAAGUACCUUGAAAACACCCAAUAUCCUAGUGGAGGAUGGUAUGGAAAUUGGGGGAUUUGUUUCAUAUAUGGAACAUGGUUUGCACUAGGAGGGCUAGCAGCAGGUGGGAAGACAUACUAUAAUUGUGCUGCUGUUAGGAAGGGUGUUGAUUUUUUGCUUACUACACAAAAGGAGGAUGGUGGUUGGGGUGAAAGUUAUAUUUCUUGUCCCAAUAAGGAAUUUGUGCCAAUAGAGGGAAAGUCCAAUUUGGUUCAGACUGGUUGGGCUUUGAUGGGUCUACUUCAUGCUGGACAGGCGGAGAGGGAUCCAACUCCUCUGCAUCGUGCAGCAAAGCUUUUGAUUAAUUCACAACUCGAAAAUGGCGAUUUCCCUCAACAGGAAAUAACAGGAGUCUUCAUGAAGAAUUGCAUGUUACAUUAUCCGAUGUACAGAAGCAUUUAUCCACUGUGGGCAAUUGCAGAAUACAGAAAGCGUGUUUCAUUACCUUCUAUCAACUCUACUUGAUCAAGUUUAAUUAUUACCUUGCAAGCUAGAGAUCUUACAAUCAUUUUACACCACAAUAGGUUUAUUAGAGCUGUAAUUAUGUAAAGUUGUACUAGUACUUUAUAAUAAAAUCUACUCCGACAAAGUAUCAAUUCAAGAGGAGUAUGAAUACAAAUACUAUAUAUAUGCUA